AUGUUUCUUGCUGGGCUCGUGCAGCGAAGGCUGCGAGAGAGCGACGGACCCAAUUUGUACCAGGUCAAUGAGCAUUAUGUCAAGCCGUUGACGCUGGCGGCCGGUGGCAUGAGCUACGCACUGAUGAAGCAUCCAGAAGGCUUGCUUUGCCAGGUCUUCAUUUCCCACGCGUGGGCAGAGGGCCUUUUCGAGCUCGGUGACCUCGUCCGCAGGGCCUGGCCUCGGCUGCAGGGUCUCCGAAAUAUGUACUGCUGCCUGCUGGCAAAUCCGCAGAACCUGGACAUUGGGCAGCUCCUCAGCGGUCCACCGAAGCAAAGCCCUUUCGCGAAGGCCACGGUCAGCAUAUACACGAGGCUGUGGUGCGUGUAUGAGGCUUAUCUAGGCACUUGCUGGCACAAGACUUGCCUUAUGCCUACGCAGCCUCGACAGGUUGUUCAACGGUCUGUUAUCGCAUACACGGUCAUCUUUCCGGUUGGACUGGGCUUGCUAUUGGGAUCUCUGUGGUUGGCAUUCCUUUCUUCUCAUUUCGCCCUCUCCCACAGCUUGGCCACUAUGCUCAUGUUCGCGAACGUCACGGGCACAGCAUUGUGUUUCCUCCUGUCGCUAUUGCUGAAGCUGACCGUUUGCCAGUUCGUGAAGAGGUGGCGACUCUGGAUAAAGAUGAUGAUCGUGCGCACUCUGCAUAUACUCUUGCUUCCCCUAUGCACAGCCGUUGCCUGUGCCUGGUACAGCAUGAAGACACGCAGCUUCUCGACUGCUUGGCAACAUUUCCUGCACUAUUUCAUUCCAUUGGCGCUGGUGCUGUUCAACUUGCUGCGCAUCACUCAGCUGAAUCAGCAACGAUUGGAGGGUCUAGAGCUCUCAAGACAGGCCUCACAUUUGCACAUCCAGACACUGGACGAGGCCUCCUGCACCAACCCGAUCGAUGAGCAGCGCAUUCGAGAGGACAUUCAGGGACAUGAGGCCGAAGUGGACAUCACCAUCCGUGUGCUUAUGAAAGCCGGAGCCUACAAUGAUGCCCUUCGAAGUGCCUUCGAAGCGGGGUUUGACAUCUCUGGAGUUGGCAAUACAGACCUCUUGGCAAAGCUGGGUACGGCAACUAUGCUCUGGAUUCUGGCAAUUGUGGAUUCUGCAGGCUUCGCAGACAACUACUUUGCCUGUAACAUUGGCAGCGUAAGCUGGCUCUACUUGUCCAUUGCAACGUCAGUCGUGAUGACGAUCACCGCGCCGGUUUUAAUUUGGCGACUCCACCUCCGCGGGCAUCACCACAGCGCUUUUGCUGUUAAGGUGUGGAUGAAUUCCGCAUCGUUAGCUCUGGGCCUCCCUCUUCUGGUGCAGAUAGAAGAGCACCUGCUUCAUGCAAUGCAUUUCAUGGAGGAGGAGGACGCAGCAGCCCAGGCUUCGCAUCACCAAGAGCAUUGGUGCCCGCGGUGGUAUGGAUG
This is a messenger RNA of Symbiodinium necroappetens, 1442 nucleotides long. Lineage: Eukaryota; Dinophyceae; Suessiales; Symbiodiniaceae. The record is from the annotation of a GenBank genome assembly.